Messenger RNA from Colletotrichum lupini, 609 nucleotides. RefSeq lists its product as uncharacterized. The transcript has 6 exons. The coding region runs from base 1 to 609 and encodes 202 amino acids. Lineage: Eukaryota; Fungi; Ascomycota; Sordariomycetes; Glomerellales; Glomerellaceae. The record is from RefSeq and is a predicted model, not a curated record.
AUGGAAAGUGUACCAACAAAAGGGGCAACGAUCCGAUGCCAGAGACGGGAGCCCGUGGAUCAUGCACCUGUCAUCCGCAAACGCAGAGCAAACUUGACAUUCUGUAUUCGGGAAUCCAUUGACCACAUUUCGCUUGAGUCGAUUGCCCAUCAUCGACCGGCCCUGUCAAUAGCAGCAUCGCCAGUUUCCGUAUCCACCAAGCACGUCCCAACAAGAAUCAAUCCAAGCACGCCAGGCAAAGGCAAGCCAAGCCCAGGUUUGACAAGCAAACAGGCUGACAGGGUCCCCUCUGACAGAAGUCGAGGACGCCCCGGUACUGGGCCGGUUGCCGCCGAAGCUGUCGCUCACCCGUGUCAUCGCUACAAUGCGCCGGGACAUGUUAUCAACCUAGGUAAACUGGAAUUCCACGGUUCCAAAAUCCAACGGCCCAAGCGACGACCAUCCCACCGGUUCCCCCAAGAUAGAAACUUUGGUACAGAUGCAAUUGGCGUCUAUCGCCGGAGCCUGAACAUGGCACGCAUGACAUCUGGCGCCGCAAUGUCUCACAAGACGAGGUUCGAAGACGGUACACGGCACGCUGCUGCUGCGAAGUCUAAUUCAACUUGCUGA